Lolium rigidum is the source of this 1685-nucleotide messenger RNA. Its product is annotated as phosphatidylinositol:ceramide inositolphosphotransferase-like. The transcript is spliced from 12 exons. The record is from RefSeq and is a predicted model, not a curated record. Bases 356 to 1336 code for a protein of 326 amino acids. Gene Ontology annotation, cellular component: trans-Golgi network; endoplasmic reticulum membrane; Golgi membrane. NCBI's taxonomy places the organism in Eukaryota, Viridiplantae, Streptophyta, Magnoliopsida, Poales, Poaceae. Gene Ontology annotation, biological process: ceramide biosynthetic process. Gene Ontology annotation, molecular function: ceramide cholinephosphotransferase activity; sphingomyelin synthase activity; inositol phosphoceramide synthase activity.
CCAAAACGUCCACUUUCCCUGCCUCGUUUUCGCGGACCACCCUCCAAUCCCCUGAUUCAAACCGUCGACGCCGUCGCCGCGUGACUCCUCAGCGGCGGCCUGACCACCCACUCCCACUCGUCGCCUCGCCGGAGAAUACCUUCACGCACCCACUCUCUCUUCGCCCAGGGUCCCCAAGCUAGCUGCUUCGGGCCGCCGUCCACUCCGUGGCGGCGCCGAUCUCACGGCGGUCCCGAGGCAGCGAAAUUACCGCGCGAGAUGCCAAGAUCGGAGCAGUGAUGUGCGGAUCGGAGCAUGGAUGUGAACCCACCCGGAGUUAGCUGCAGUCGGAGGACCCGAAACGGGAGCUGCGGCCAUGGCGAUUUACCUCGCGCGGGAGGCAACCAAGCUAUGGAGGAAGGUGACCGCGGAGACCACGGUGGAGCUGCAGCUUCUCUUCGAGAAGUGGCGCUUGCUCCUUGCCGGAAUUGUGUUUCAGUAUAUUCAUGGAUUGGCUGCUCGAGGAGUGCAUUACUUGCAUCGUCCCGGACCAUUACUCCAGGAUUUGGGAUUUAUGGCUCUUCCGGAGCUUGGGCAAGACAAAGGUUAUCUUAGUGAGAUCUUAUUCACUUCCAUCUUCGUUACAUUUGUGUUGUGGAGUUUUCACCCUUUCAUUUAUCAUAGCAAGCGUUUCUACACUGUUCUACUCUGGCGCAGGGUGCUUGCAUUUUUAGUUGCUUCACAGUUUCUGCGGAUUGUUACAUUCUAUUCCACUCAGCUUCCUGGUCCAAAUUAUCACUGUCGCGAGGGCUCGAAACUUGCUACUCUUCCACCACCCAAUAAUGCUCUUGAAGUGCUUCUAAUCAACUUUCCUCGUGGAGUGCUUUUUGGAUGUGGUGAUCUGAUAUUUUCAUCUCACAUGAUCUUUACUCUCGUUUUCGUGCGUACAUACCAUAAAUAUGGAUCCAAAAGGUUGAUUAAGCUAUUUGCUUGGCUGAUGGCCAUAAUCCAAAGUCUUCUCAUCAUUGCUUCUCGCAAGCACUACAGCGUGGAUGUUGUUGUUGCCUGGUAUACUGUCAAUCUGGUUGUAUUCUUUAUUGACAAGAAUCUUCCAGAAAUGCCGGAUCGGACAAGUGGUUUGUCUUUGCUUCCAGUAAGUACAAAAGAUAAAUAUGACAGGACGAAGGAAGAGCUCCACAAGCCCGAGAAGGACAGCAAAAUGAAGGAGGAGCUCCAUAAGUUAUUGAACGGCAACACUGUUGAUACCACUGAUCGGCGACAACGGGGUCAGAUGAACGGAAAGCAUGGCGAAGACAUGAACCACACGCUCAGCGAUGCUACUCCCAACGGUGCAUGAGCAGCUGUUUUGCGCUUAUCUUUCACAAGGUAAUCUGCUGGGCGAAGAAAAAAAGUUCCAGCUGCCUCUGUAGCAUCUUGUUCUGCAGUCCCACUUUACUGUGAUCAACGUACUGGAUGAGGCAAGGCGAUGAAUGAAGUAGUCGACGCCGCUGUAAAGAAUGUAGUAGCUUCGAUCUCGUGGGGCUGCUGCUGCUGUAGGUGGGCACCCCGAUACAGGUUCUGUAGUUUCACCGUUUUAGACGUCGGAUGACGAACCCUUUCAGAUUGAUACGGAGACAAACAAAAAAAACUGGGGAAAACUGAUAUUGUUGUAUGUACAUAUGAUUAUUGAUGAGCUUUCAGUGUUU